Molecule: messenger RNA, 613 nt
Organism: Copidosoma floridanum
Lineage: Eukaryota; Metazoa; Arthropoda; Insecta; Hymenoptera; Encyrtidae
Product: histone H2A
Cellular component (GO): nucleosome
Molecular function (GO): protein heterodimerization activity; DNA binding; structural constituent of chromatin
Source: RefSeq, a predicted model, not a curated record
UCUAAGUUUACAACCUCAACUCGAAUCAUGUCUGGACGUGGCAAAGGUGGUGGCAAGGUCAAGGGAAAGUCCAAGACUCGCUCGACUCGUGCUGGACUCCAGUUCCCCGUUGGACGUAUCCAUCGUCUAUUGCGCAAAGGCAAUUAUGCCGAACGAGUGGGUGCCGGUGCGCCUGUGUACUUAGCCGCCGUCAUGGAGUAUUUGGCCGCUGAGGUUCUCGAGUUGGCUGGCAACGCAGCUCGUGACAACAAGAAGACUAGAAUCAUCCCUCGUCAUCUUCAACUAGCAAUCCGCAACGACGAAGAAUUGAACAAGCUGCUCUCUGGAGUAACAAUCGCCCAAGGUGGUGUCUUGCCCAACAUCCAGGCCGUACUUUUGCCCAAGAAAACCGAGAAAAGCUCGUAGAUCUAAAUUUAUUAAUAACAAACAGUCCUUCUCAGGACUAAAAACGGAGCCAAACGUAAUUGAUUUACUUUUAUUAUAUUUUUACCGUUACAAAUUAUUGAUAUUAAUUAAUCGCCUACAAACGUAUCGCACUGUCAAAGGUUAAUCUACGUAUUAUUAGCACUUUUUUCAUCCAAGUAAUUUUUAAAGGCCAUUAAAAAUGCCUGCA